Molecule: messenger RNA, 2553 nt
Organism: Phyllopteryx taeniolatus (common seadragon)
Lineage: Eukaryota; Metazoa; Chordata; Actinopteri; Syngnathiformes; Syngnathidae
Product: dematin-like
Exons: 16
Coding region: 314-1546 (410 amino acids)
Biological process (GO): actin filament bundle assembly; lamellipodium assembly; cytoskeleton organization
Cellular component (GO): actin cytoskeleton; plasma membrane
Molecular function (GO): actin filament binding
Source: RefSeq, a predicted model, not a curated record
CGCUUUAUGUUACCAAGGAAACGGAAUUGUGUCAUAGUGACAUUUGUGAUUGGCUGCGGUGAUGCCUUUAAGGACCCUCCGAGUCUGAAUGGACUUUGACGGACUGACUUGCUGAGCUGAACGGACGCACAUUAAGGCUGCGGCUAAUGGACUGCUCCACGCACACGCACGCACACGCGUUCCAUGAAGAGGCGGGAGCGAGUGCGGAGGUUCACUCUGCCGCUCACUCGCUCGCUCGCUGGAUGCUGCGCACACGCGCAGGACGCGCACGCACAGACGGGCGCACGCAGGGAGUGACCAAACAGCCUGCACCAUGAUGAUGAUGCCCAAGAGGCCUCAGACGUCCCCGGGCAGCGUGCUGUCUCUGCGAGGUGGCGCCAGUGUGCCGGGAUCCCCCGCCGCCGCCAUUGUGGCCCGGGUGGACGACGGAGUGAUGGUCUACAAGGACCUGGCGGCUCUUCCGCGGGACAAAGCUAUCCUGGACAUCGAGAGACCGGACCUGAUGACGUAUGAGGUGCACUACAACUACAGUCCACUGGAGGUGUCGCAGUCGCUGUCUCCCGGCUCAUUCUCCCCUCCGACCUCCCCAGAGGAGUCCAGGGCGUGGCUGGAGAAAAGUUCUCCUGCAGGCUCCUCGCCUGCUUCCAGCGGCAGGAAACGCAGCGGCAACACAACGCCAUCUCCACACACACAACACACACUGCACACCGAACACACACUACUUACACAAAACAUACACCCUUCCAAGAUCUUGCAACACUUCCAUAGGCCUGACAAUGGAAGUAACAUCUACAGGAAACCUCCCAUCUACAGAAGAGGCGCGUCGUCGUCAGCGCUCCCUGCAGGGAAGCACUUGGAAGAUCGCAUCAUAGAGUCGUCAAAGUUUCCUGCCGCUGAGCCUCCAAAUCCAAACGCUCCCUCCAAGAUCGAGACGGAACAUUGGCCCUGCCCCCCGUCCGCCGCCGUCUUUGAGAAGGAGAAGGCCUAUCGUCGGAGUGAGGGUAAGCAAGAAGAGGAGGAAGACGAGGAGGACGAUCAAGUUUGGGGUUUGCGAGCUCUUCACAGGCAGGAACUCAACAAGAUUCAGUCCAACCUGGGAAGGAUCAUCCUGAAGGAGGAGCUGGACAAGUCAGCCGCUCCUCUGAGGAGGAAAACUCGCUCGCUACCGGACCGCAGCCAGAAUGCAGGCGCUACCACGUUCACCUCUGUUUGUUUCCCAGCAUCUGGGGCAGGCCUGGCCAGGUUGCAAUCUACAGAAUUCAGCCCAUCAAAGAAGGCCGCCUCAGGUGUUCAGGUAGAGUGUGUCUUCAUCAUUGUGCGGUGUGUUGGCCACGUUGUGGUGAUGUUUGUGUGUUUGUGUGUUAGAACGGCGACGCCGCAAUGGACCGAGGCCGCUCACUGCCCAGCGUGCUCGAGCUCAAGACUUACCCGUAUGAGACGCUGGUGGUCAACCACAGAGGACGUAGUAAACUUCCUCCAGGCGUCGACAGAACGCAACUGGAGAGACAUCUGUCACGGGAAGAGUUCGUCAGCGUGUUCGCGAUGACGCCGGAGGAGUUUGAGCAUCUUUCUCUUUGGAGGCGAAACAACCUCAAAAAGAGGGCAUGUCUCUUCUGACUGCACACCCACGCUGCUGGAGACGCACCCUAUCUACACAAGCUAAAGCGCUGAUAGAGACGCUAACAUUAGCAUUAGCCAUCACUGCUAAACCAUGUUGAGCAGGCACCACAAAUGUUGUUGUUUACAACUCUGGGGGAAAAAAGAGCUAUUGGUGAGGCUAAUAUUAGCGUUAGGACAACAAUGCUGAUAUGAUUGCUAAAAUAUGUUGGGCAGUUGCCACAAACACUGUGGAUUCCAACUAAGAAAGCUACAAGUGAAGCUAAUAUUAGCAUUAGUGUGACAAUGCUAAUAGCUAUAAUGUGAAGAACUUGUAGUGAAGCUAACAUUAGCAGUGACUGCUAAAACAUGGUUGAAUCUACUCUUAAUGAAUGUUCUAAAAGACACGGUGAUUUCAUCUUCUGACGGCUACUGUACAGCUCUCAGUUAGCAUUCAGUUUAUCUUAGGUUAGCAUACUGACCGGGAAAAAAGGUGAAAUCGGCUGAGAGGAAGUCAUCUGCUUGUUUCGGAUUAAUGCAGGCGCAGACUGAUGACAUCACGUUCGUGUCUUGUCAGCCAUUUUGCGUCCUUUGCUGAGGGAGUCGUCACCAUUUUGUAUGAUGACGACAUUUUAGAUAUAACUUCACAAAAAAAGAAGAUUAGCUUUGUUUUGAUAGUUUUGGAGUAAAUAUAAGUCACCAACUAAAUGUUUGUUGUUUUAAUUUCUAAUUUUGGAUGCUUUUGAAAAUUAUGAUGAAUUUUGUGUUACACGGCUGCUGCAUGCACGAUCUUAACGUGAUGUGAUCAAUAACUAAUCAGCAUUGAAUGUGUGUGCUCUCAGCUCAUUUACAUAUAUUAUCUAUAAGGAAAUUACAGAGUCGUGCUGUUGUUUCUUACUGUAUGUGGAUGAUGAAUGUGAUGUGAAUGAUGAACAAUAAAACUUUACAUUUGUCAAA